This is a messenger RNA of Trametes versicolor FP-101664 SS1, 2456 nucleotides long. RefSeq names its product ARM repeat-containing protein. The transcript is spliced from 12 exons. The record is from RefSeq and is a predicted model, not a curated record. Gene Ontology annotation, biological process: ribosomal small subunit export from nucleus; endonucleolytic cleavage in 5'-ETS of tricistronic rRNA transcript (SSU-rRNA, 5.8S rRNA, LSU-rRNA); endonucleolytic cleavage in ITS1 to separate SSU-rRNA from 5.8S rRNA and LSU-rRNA from tricistronic rRNA transcript (SSU-rRNA, 5.8S rRNA, LSU-rRNA). Gene Ontology annotation, molecular function: RNA binding. Lineage: Eukaryota; Fungi; Basidiomycota; Agaricomycetes; Polyporales; Polyporaceae. Gene Ontology annotation, cellular component: nucleolus; preribosome, small subunit precursor; 90S preribosome. Bases 12 to 2456 code for a protein of 814 amino acids.
GUACUGCCAACAUGCCUAGGGAGAACAGGAAGCGAGGCAAGAAACAUAAGAAGACGGCAGAGGAAGUCGCUGAUGUCGUCCAGGACGCUGCACCGUACAUCGAGGAGCAGGAGGCCGGCCCGUCCUGGAUUGUCCCUGCGCGCGAGGAGCCUACGAUCGACCCGAACGCGCCGUUUGGCUAUGUCGAUGCAGAAGUGAAGGCAUACUUCCGGACAGUGGAUGUUCAAAUACGCGAAUGGCAGGAGACGAAACCUGAGGUGGAAGAGGACGCGGACGUCGACCCCAACGAAGACAGACGGCUGUUCUUCGUAGCCGGUUUGACCGAGAUGGCGGAGAAGGAAAAACAGCUUGCCACGGACCCGGAUUGCUCAACAAUCUUGGAACGAAUGAUCCACUCCAUGGACGACUUCGUCCGGCGCGUUUUCAUGGACAAGCUCAGCGGCUCGUUUGAGCAGCUCAGCAAACAUCGCUUUGCGUCACAUGUCUGUCAAACCUUGCUCACGGUGGCUGCCGACACCGUCUCUCGGGAGGCCCGUGGUAUCUUCCCUCCUCUGCCGGAGUCCGGCGAGGAGGAAGGCGAGUUACACACCAUGACCCAGUUGAUACUGGAUGCGUGCGAGGAGCUCCUCCCUUCUUUCUCAUCUCUCGUUCUGGACCCAUUCGCGUCUCAUGUUAUCCGGGCCCUACUGCUGCUCUUGGCUCCGGACGUGCUCGGUGCUACGGACCACGCUAACGGGUCGAGUCGAGCUGGCUCCGCACUUCGCUCGAAGAAGAGCGCGGCUUAUAAAGCGAGACAAGGCUCUAUGAAGUCCGUUUUCACGCAGGGGGAGGCCCAGGGGGCUCAGCCGAUCAGAAGUACGCCAAAAGAGUUCCGUAAAGCCGCCCUGCGUUUCGUAGCUGCUCUGCGGGAACAGCUGGGCGAGAAUGAGGUCCGUGCCUUGGCAGCCAAUCAAGUCGCCAGUCCGGUUCUCCAGCUGAUACUAGAGCUCGAAGCUGCAUAUGGGAAGGCAGAUGCCCCCGGAUCCAUAACGGACCAUGUCCUGGCUGGGCUCAUCACCCUGAUUCACACAAAUCCUGAAGAGACAGCUCCAGAAUCAGAGUAUCUCAUGACACUCCUUCGUGACCCCACAUCAUCCCAUCUCCUGGAGACACUCGUUCGCCGCUCCCCAGAACGCGUUUUUGACUCCUUGUGGCGGACAUACUUUGUGGGGAAGCUGGCCCGCCUCGCUGUCCAUCCCGUAGCGAAUUUCGUGGUUGCGAAGGCCUUCGAGCGUGUCAACGCUGAGCAAUUGGACGCCGCAGUACAGGAGCUUCAGGGAGUAUCCGGGAAGAUCGUUAAGAAUGCACGAACAGGUGUUCUACGGGCAUUGGUCUACCGCUCGGCUACCUUGCACGACAGCGCAGAGGGUGUUAUGCAGCUUAUCACAGCCGCGUUCGACCUCGACUCGGAAGAAAACAAGAAAAUGCUCGUCCCUUGCAUACUCAGGCUCAAGUCGCUAGCUGAGUAUCGGCGUGCAGUCGAAUCAGCUAGCAAAGCUGCCGAUAAUCAGCCAGAGGACGAACCUCGAUUCAAGCGAAAGAAGGCGGACGACCCCUUGGAGCCUUCGACACAAGGGGCCGUCCUACUCCAAUCCAUUCUCCGGUUGCCCCCUCCACACGUCAACGUCGUACUGGAUAGCCUGCAGGCCAUAGGUGUAGACGAGCUCGUACAGAUGGCGUACCACGUUACCAGCUCUCGCGUGCUCGAUGCCGUACUCGAAUCGCCAACCGUGCUACACAAAGACAAGCGGAAGUUUGUGAUGACGUUCAUCGGCCACUACCACCUUCUCGUCGACGAUCGCAUUGGCAGCCGCGUCGGUGAGCGGUGCUGGGCGUUUGCUGAUCCCUACCUGAAGGAAAAGAUCGCGCGAUCGGUCAUCCCCUACGAACACGCCCUUGCGGGGUCGGCAUUCGGGAAGUUCUUCAUGCGUCCCUUAGCACUACACGUCCUGCAGCGCGACCCCGAGCGCUGGAAGAGCAUGCAAUCUACCCCCAAACCUCCCCCGCCCGCCCCCGCGCGAACGCAGGCACCGUCUGUAGACGCCGUUGCCGCUGUCGUGGAUAUGUCAGAACACUCGCCGAGCAAGUCUCACAAAGGCAAAGGCAAAGGCAAUGGGCAGGAUGAGAUUGACGCGCUUUUCGACGCGACGCUCGGCAAGAAGAUCAAGAAGGCGGGGCUCGCUAGCACCGCACCCGCUCAGGAGGACGGUGCAACAGAGGCCGCAGCGGGCAAGGCCAAGAAGCAUCGCGAAGGGGAUCACAAGGAAAAAGAGGCGAAAGGGAAAGGUAAGAGCAAGAAACGGAAGGAGAGAGACGAGGGCGACGAUGCAGAGGACAAGGAUCUCAAGGAUGUCCUGGGAGCCAUCCGCGCCGCGCCUAAGGAGGAUAAGGGGCCCAAGAGGAAACGGGGACACUAG